UCACUCGCAUUCAGGCGGUUGUUUUUCGUGUGACGAUCAGAGCGACUGUUUUACGUAACGCAUGAAGACCACUGCCUGUGCGCAGACAGUUUGACGCCAUAUGUGAGCGCCAUGCCUCGAUAGUGUCCGUUUUGUUGUUUGCUCGUCGACCGCGCUAGAGACGGGGAAAAGUUGUAGAGAUGUCUCUUGUUGCAUACGCUGACAGCGAUAACUCGGAAGACGAUAGCAGUGAGGACGAAGGCUCCGACAAUGUGCACGAUUCUGCCAGAGAAGCGGACAAGGAACUUAAUGAAAAGAUUGUCGAGGAUGUGCGCGAUACCGCGACUGAAGGAGAUGAAGAAAAGUUGUUUUCGAGGUUACCUCCUCCUAAACACAGUGCAUCAACGCUGCACGAUCCGUCGUUGCAAGACGUAGUCGUGAAACAAGCGAAAAAGUCCUCAAAGUCUAAGCGAGCACAGAUUAUUAUACCCUCCUUAAACGAGUUUGACGAUGAAGAAGAGGAGGAAGAGGAAAACAAGAAAAAAAAGUUCCGACCUGCUCAGACUGGUUCUGGUCUUAUAGGCAUGUUGCCAGCACCAAAGCACGGCUCUCUAACAACAAAGCAGCUGACGCCACAGGUGGUGGCACGGCCGCCACCUCCUCGAAAACCAGUUUCAAAACAGCCGGUGCCAAAGGCUCGGGCAGCAUCCGCACCACAGCCGGCUACGUCAUACCCAUGGGAGCAAGACGAUAACGAUGACCCAGAUUCCACAGAAGAUUCACCGAACUUUUUCACGUUCAGUGAGCCACCGUUGCCUAAAGUGAACAUUGACGCUGAGCUUCACGAUGCAGUCAGCGUAUCGUCUGCUGCACCUGCUGCAUCACUCGCGAGUUCUUCGUAUGACGAGCCUGAGUCAGAGCCACAGCCGAGUGUCAAUGUUGAGCCUGGCCCUGACGUGCAACAACCUGCGGUGUCGCAAGGAAAGAUAGUCUAUGCGGAACCCGAAGAACCAGGGACGUCUGUGUAUGAUGUUGAGCUUGACGAUGGAGCUUUGGUGAGACUUCGUGGCAAGCGCCAAGAGGAGAUCAACAUCAUCGACGUGUGCGCGGACAACCAGAUCGACAAGACUCAGAUACUCAUUCGGGGUCUCACUGAACAGCCUACGUACUCGAGCCCGAGCAACACGAGCGACUUCAACACAAGCCAGCAGCAUCGUCGCAAGCACCAGAUCACCUACUUGGCACAGCAAGCCAAGGCACGAGAACAGGAGUUGAAAAACACCUGGGCACAAAACCGUAUGACUAAGCGCCAGACUCAAGCAAAGUAUGGUUUUUAAUGUCGUGCACCUGGUGCUUCAAUAAAAGCUGCGUUGCAUUUUUUUUUUCAUCCUU
Molecule: messenger RNA, 1371 nt
Organism: Rhipicephalus microplus (southern cattle tick)
Lineage: Eukaryota; Metazoa; Arthropoda; Arachnida; Ixodida; Ixodidae
Cellular component (GO): nucleus
Source: RefSeq, a predicted model, not a curated record